AGGGAAAAGGAUUAUGAAUCUAGGCAUGAAUAUGCUCAUUGGGAAAACUUCCUUUGCUGUUUGAGAUCAUUAAAAAAUCAGCGGUUCUUAGGAUAUCCAUCUGUCAACUGGGUCAAAAAUUUUGAGCUGUCUGAUCGUGCUUCUCUUUCUUAAGAAGCAUCUGACAAGAAAGAGAUCCAGGUAAAUUGGUUAUCUAGUUUCCUUCCAGAGAACAGAAUAGUCCUCAUCUCUAAUGGGCCAUUUUGGUGACGGGGGAACUGAAACAAAAGAGAUGGACAUCAGAAGUUUGUCAUCCUCGCACCAUCAGCAUUUACCAUACAUUCACAAGGUUGGUGUUCCGCCAAAACAAAAUCUUGUGAAGGAAUUCACAUCCACUGUGAAGGAAACGUUCUUUGCAGAUGAUCCUUUACGACCAUUUAAAGAUCAGCCAAAGUCUCGGCAGUUCAUACUUGGUGUGCAGGCCAUCUUCCCUAUUCUUGAAUGGGGUAGAAGUUAUAAUCUUGCUAAGUUUAAAGGAGAUUUGAUUGCUGGGCUCACCAUUGCAAGUCUCUGCAUUCCUCAGGAUAUUGGAUACUCAAAGCUUGCAAAUUUAGAUCCUCAAUAUGGACUGUACUCCAGCUUUGUUCCCCCUUUGAUCUACGCCUUCAUGGGCAGUUCAAGAGAUAUAGCCAUUGGACCAGUAGCUGUAGUUUCUCUCUUGCUGGGGACCCUACUGCAGAAUGAGAUUGAUCCGACCAAAAAUGCAGUUGAUUAUCGGCGACUGGCAUUUACAGCUACUUUUUUUGCUGGGAUCACUCAAGCUACCCUUGGGAUCCUCAGGUUGGGCUUUUUAAUCGAUUUCCUAUCUCAUGCUGCUAUUGUUGGUUUUAUGGGUGGUGCUGCUAUAACAAUUGCCCUCCAACAACUUAAGGGAUUUUUAGGCAUUAAAAGUUUUACAAAGAAAGCAGAUAUCAUUUCUGUAAUGCGCUCAGUUUUUGGUUCUAUCCACCAUGGGUGGAACUGGCAGACCAUUGUGAUUGGAUCAAGCUUUUUAGCCUUCCUUCUUGUUGCAAAGUACAUUGGAAAGAAGAACAAGAAACUCUUUUGGGUACCUGCAAUUGCACCAUUGAUUUCUGUCAUGCUGUCCACCUUUUUUGUGUAUAUCACCCAUGCUGACAAGAAGGGGGUCCAAAUUGUGAAACACAUAGAGAAAGGAAUUAAUCCUUCUUCUGUGGGUCAAAUAUACUUUACUGGCGAUUAUCUUCUAAAAGGAAUUAGGAUAGGAGUUGUAGCAGGCAUGAUUGCAUUGACAGAAGCUGCUGCAAUUGGAAGAACAUUUGCGGCGAUGAAGGACUAUCAACUGGAUGGGAACAAAGAAAUGAUGGCUCUUGGAGCAAUGAAUGUUGUUGGCUCAAUGACAUCCUGCUACGUAGCCACAGGUUCCUUCUCGAGGUCUGCAGUUAAUUACAUGGCCGGAUGCCAAACUGCAGUUUCUAACAUUGUUAUGUCCGUUGUUGUGUUCCUAACAUUGAUGUUCUUAACACCUCUAUUUGAGUACACACCAAAUGCCAUCCUUUCAGCCAUCAUUAUCUCUGCCGUCAUUGGAUUAAUAGAUUAUGAUGCGGCAAUUUUGAUCUGGAAGAUCGAUAAAUUUGAUUUUGUUGCUUGCAUGGGAGCGUUUUUUGGAGUGGUUUUUGCCUCUGUUGAGAUAGGUCUUCUGAUUGCUGUUACAAUAUCAUUUGCUAAAAUUCUCCUGCAAGUCACGAGGCCACGAACUGCAACUCUUGGAAGGAUUCCUAGGACCAAUGUCUACCGGAAUAUCCAACAAUACCCAGAAGCGAAUAAAGUUCCAGGGCUCCUAAUAGUGAGGAUUGAUUCUGCAAUUUACUUUUCAAACUCUAACUAUAUUCGGGAGAGAAUAUUGAGAUGGUUGACCGAUGAGGAAGAGCAACUAAAAGCAGCUGGGCAUCCUCAAAUUCAGUUUUUAAUAGUUGAAAUGUCGCCUGUCACAGACAUUGACACCAGCGGCAUCCAUGCCUUGGAAGAACUGCACGGCAGUCUCCAGAAAAGACAAGUUCAGCUCAUCCUGGCAAAUCCCGGCCGAGUCGUACUUGACAAGUUACAUGCUUCUAAUUUUGCAAAUUUAAUUGGCCAAGAUAAGAUCUUUCUCACGGUAGCAGAUGCAGUUCAUACUUGCUCACCAAAACUAGCUGAAGAAGUCUGAGUUCUUAGUGGAAAUAUGGUGCACAUACAGGGCUGGAGAAAAAAGAUCAGCAUUGUAGUGCCAAUCUUCAGCCAUCAGGCUGAUUCGACUGCUGUAUAAUUUCUGAUAUCAUGAUUCCAUUGAAACAAGACCAAUUAUAUAGAAUGAUGGCAAUUAUGUUGUA
Molecule: messenger RNA, 2366 nt
Organism: Coffea eugenioides
Lineage: Eukaryota; Viridiplantae; Streptophyta; Magnoliopsida; Gentianales; Rubiaceae
Product: sulfate transporter 1.3-like
Exons: 14
Coding region: 233-2203 (656 amino acids)
Biological process (GO): transmembrane transport
Cellular component (GO): membrane
Molecular function (GO): secondary active sulfate transmembrane transporter activity
Source: RefSeq, a predicted model, not a curated record